This is a messenger RNA of Rodentolepis nana, 699 nucleotides long. The record is from the annotation of a GenBank genome assembly. NCBI's taxonomy places the organism in Eukaryota, Metazoa, Platyhelminthes, Cestoda, Cyclophyllidea, Hymenolepididae.
AUGCCUAUAUCCGACGACAUCUAUGAAUUUCAUGAUACAGAUACAUCAUUUUUUGAUCUUGACACAGUUUUUAAGAAUAGAAAUGUACAAUCGGCUCUCAAAUCUGCUAAUAUUGGUAGAUGGUCAACGUCUCGUGCUCUUCCUUCGAGUCGAAUGAGCACAGGAAUGGAUGUAAUAAGUGAUCAAGCACUUCGAAUUGGAGGUCGUUCCUUGACAUCUAUAAGAGCUGCAGGAUUUUCACGUAAUCAUAGAAAUUGUACAGCGUUUGGCGAGGUCACAGCGGAUAUUCCUUCUACUGCUGGUUCCUUUAGUAAAAAUGAAUUAGUUGAACCAUCUUCUCCAAAAUUACAGCCUGAACUGGAUGGUUCUCCUGAAAUGAAAAUGAAAGAGAUCGAGAAGAAGAUAACUCAAUUAGUAGAGGAGAGUUGUAAAGCAGGAGCUAAAGGUGAUUUUAAUGAUUCCUUGGAAAAAGCCAAAGAGGCGUCACGCAAAGAGCGCGCUCUAAUCCUUCAAAGGCAACAACUUGACGUCGCGGACAAAAUAAAUCUCGAUCUCACUUAUUUUGUUCUCCUAAACGUCGCCAAUCGCUAUGAGCAAUCAGGUCUUUACCCAGAGGCUCUUAACACUUAUCAAACCAUUAUAGCAAAUAAAGUGUCUCCUCAUGCAGAUAUUAAACGUGUGGUAUGGGAUUAUGAGUAA